AUGGCGCAUUCUUCUCCACAAUGGACAGAAGUUUUACCCACGGUACUGUUAGGAUUACGUGCUACUCUUCGCUCAGACGUGGAAGUUUCCCCUGCUGAACUAGUUUACGGUUCUUCCAUACGUUUACCAGGCGAAUUUUUUCAAACUUCUGACACUCAUACCGAUCCUUCGACAUUCCUUACGCUAUUAAAAAACAAAAUGGAAAUGUUAAGACCUGUACCUGAUAGUAACCACUCUAGUUCAAAACCUUUUAUAUCACCCGAAUUGGAGAAAUGUACUCAUGUAUUUUUACGAAAAGAUUCUGUGAGAAAACCUCUACAACCUCCUUAUGAUGGACCUUAUCGUGUAAUAUCUCGACAUGAGAAGUAUUUCAACAUUGCAAUCAAUGGUAAAAACGUUAACAUUUCUAAAGAUAGACUCAAACCUGCAUAUUUACUUGCACCUGACAAUAUUUCUCAUGAUCACUCUUACUGUAAAGAACUGUCUUCGGUUACAGAAACUAGCAAAUGUAUAACAUUCGAAAAAAAACAAGUUCGUUUUUAUUUAUAG
This is a messenger RNA of Sitophilus oryzae (rice weevil), 549 nucleotides long. RefSeq lists its product as uncharacterized. The record is from RefSeq and is a predicted model, not a curated record. The coding region runs from base 1 to 549 and encodes 182 amino acids. The transcript has a single exon. Lineage: Eukaryota; Metazoa; Arthropoda; Insecta; Coleoptera; Curculionidae.